This is a messenger RNA of Entamoeba invadens IP1, 463 nucleotides long. RefSeq lists its product as hypothetical. Lineage: Eukaryota; Evosea; Mastigamoebida; Endamoebidae. The record is from RefSeq and is a predicted model, not a curated record. The annotation marks the transcript as partial. The transcript has a single exon.
AUGAAUAUCAAAAUGUGUAAGCUUUCUGGUUAUCACAUCAUGAUAGUCUCGAAAUAUUUCGAGACUAUCAAAGACUUAAUUAACUUGGAGUUGGUAUGCAAGAAGUUUAGCAACAACAUGAAAAAGUUUCACUUCAAUCCGUUUCCGUUGAAUUCCAAAACACUUAGAUGCUUCCCAAACAUCGAGACACUUCACUUGUGGAGUAAAAAAGAUGAGAAUUUCGGCAAUGGAUUUAUGAUCAACACAGAAUACUAUGAAGAUUAUGAAUAUGAAAAUAGUGAAAAUAAAACUGUGUUGAAAAAAGAAUUUUAUCGAAUCAUCGUGUGGUUCAAUGUUGACUUUGAAACUGUUGAUAUAAACAAAAGUCGAAACAUCGAGUUUAAAAAUGUCACUUACACUGAAAAUGAUAGAAAGAAAUAUGGUUAUAAGAUACCAUUGUGCGUAACAUUUAUUGGUAAUAAUU